Molecule: messenger RNA, 1675 nt
Organism: Cornus florida
Lineage: Eukaryota; Viridiplantae; Streptophyta; Magnoliopsida; Cornales; Cornaceae
Product: calcium and calcium/calmodulin-dependent serine/threonine-protein kinase-like
Exons: 7
Coding region: 96-1658 (520 amino acids)
Biological process (GO): peptidyl-serine phosphorylation; intracellular signal transduction; protein autophosphorylation
Cellular component (GO): cytoplasm; nucleus
Molecular function (GO): calcium ion binding; ATP binding; calcium/calmodulin-dependent protein kinase activity
Source: RefSeq, a predicted model, not a curated record
UCUUAAUUUCUUCAUUGUCAACCUGCAAAAUUAUCAAACCUCGGACGAUCUGAUUCUCCCCGGUUUCCCAUCCAGUUUCUGCAGAAUUCACUGUCAUGGGGCAGGAGACCAGAAGACUCUGCGAUGAAUAUGAAGUUUCAGACAUUCUAGGAAGGGGAGGAUUCUCAGUUGUGAGAAGAGGGAUAAGAAAAAUGAGUUCAGGAAACACCCAAGUAGCCAUCAAGACCUUGAGAAGGUUAGGACCAUCCAUUCCAUCCGGGACUCCAGGGAAUCGCGGAGGAGGAAAGGGUAUGGCUUCCAUGGGAUUUUCAAUGUGGAAACAGGUUUCUGUUUCUGAUGCCCUGCUGACGAACGAAAUUCUUGUCAUGAGGAAAAUAGUCGAAGAUGUAUCGCCUCACCCCAAUGUGAUCCAUCUGUACGACGUGUGUGAGGAUCCGAGUGGAGUUCACCUCAUACUCGAGCUCUGCUCUGGAGGGGAGCUGUUUGACCGGAUUGUAUCUAUUGAGAGGUACUCAGAGGCCGGAGCUUCAGCUGUGGUUAGGCAAAUCGCGAGUGGGUUGUGGGCUCUUCACCGAGCUAAUAUUGUUCACAGGGACUUGAAGCCGGAAAACUGCCUGUUUCUGGAUGUCAGCGAGAAUUCUCCGUUGAAGAUCAUGGACUUUGGUCUGAGUUCUGUGGAGGACUUCACCGAUUCAGUUGUGGGACUGUUUGGUUCCAUCGAUUAUGUAUCCCCGGAGGCUCUUUCUCAGGGAAAAGUGUCUCCUAAAAGUGACAUGUGGUCUCUGGGUGUGAUCUUGUAUAUCCUCCUAUCUGGGUAUCCACCUUUCAUUGCUCAGUCAAAUAGGCAGAAGCAACAGAUGAUAAUCGCUGGAGAGUUUAGCUUUCAUGAGAAGACUUGGAAGAACAUUUCUUCUUCAGCAAAGCAACUGAUUUCAAGUCUCCUGACAGUUGACCCUCACAGGAGACCUAGUGCUCAAGAUGUUCUUAAUCAUCCAUGGGUCAUAGGAGACUCAGCCAAAGAAGAACAAAUGGAUCCAGAAAUUGUUCGACGACUCCAGGGUUUCAAUGCACGGCGUAAGCUACGUGCUGCUGCAAUAGCAAGCGUAGUGAGUAGCACCUUUUUCUUGAGAACAAAGAAACUAAGAACCUUAGUAGGAUCCUACGACCUUAAGCCAGAGGAACUCAAGGAUCUCAACAUACAUUUCAAGAAAAUAUGUGUGAAAGGCGACAAUGCCACUCAAACUGAAUUUGAAGAGGUGCUGAAAGCAAUGAACAUGUCAUCUCUAGUCCCCCUAGCACCUCGCAUCUUCGAUCUGUUUGACGACAACCGUGAUGGGACAGUCGACAUGAGAGAGAUACUCUGCGGGUUCUCCACCCUCAAGAAUUCGCAAGGAGAUGAUGCCCUCCGUCUCUGCUUCCAGAUGUAUGACACAGACAGGUCAGGAUGCAUCAGCAAGGAAGAAGUAGCAUCCAUGCUUAGAGCCUUGCCCGAGGACUGCCUUCCGGUAGAUAUCACAGAACCAGGAAAAUUAGAUGAGAUAUUUGAUCUAAUGGAUGCCAACAGUGAUGGGAAAGUAACAUUCGAUGAGUUCAAAGCUGCCAUGCAGAGAGACAGCUCUCUGAAAGAUGUAGUCCUCUCAUCUCUUCGCCCAAUUUAGUUCUUUUGCAAUUCCGU